Messenger RNA from Cyanidioschyzon merolae strain 10D, 1659 nucleotides. Its product is annotated as DNA primase, large subunit. Gene Ontology annotation, biological process: DNA replication, synthesis of primer. Lineage: Eukaryota; Rhodophyta; Bangiophyceae; Cyanidiales; Cyanidiaceae. Bases 1 to 1659 code for a protein of 552 amino acids. Gene Ontology annotation, cellular component: alpha DNA polymerase:primase complex. The record is from RefSeq and is a predicted model, not a curated record. The transcript has a single exon.
AUGGCGCUACAUAGCAGAAGAGCCUCUGGCGGCCUCGUCUUCUUGCAAAGUACAGGUGAUGCAGGCGCUGCGAACGCUACCGAACACGCGCUUUACCUCACGUGUUCAGCGGGUUCUUGCACCUUGCGUGAGCUUCUCGGUUGGGGUUUGCAGCGACUCGCGCUUCUCCAAGAGCUGAGCGACUCGGAGUUGGAGCCGGCUGAGGCUGAGGCGCAAAUCGAGCGUAUGUUACGCUCGCCUGCCUACCGGUUUCUGCAGGAGUACCCUGGAAAGGCCGACGCUUGGUCGCACUUUAUUCUGCGACUGGCGCUCGGUUCAUUUGAGUUCGCGCGAGACUGGUGGAUCCAAGCGGAACGGCAACUUUUGCGCUUUCGACUGCGACGACGUGCCCUGAGUUUGCGCAGCAUCGACAGCCUCGUUGCGCUAGCCGAGCAGGUGGCACCACCCGAGCUGCGUGCUGCCCCGCGGCCGCUCUUGGAGGCGGUACCUGGCGAAAAGGCCCCGAAAGAAGUCUACGAUACGUUGCGAGGCGAUGGCUAUCCGUUGAUCCACGAACAGCUCAAAAACCUGGGACACACUGGGACUGGUAACCUGGAGAACAUGGGUCUGCCCAUGUUUCGCGUGCCGUUCGAGCUCGUCUUGCAAUGGGUACGUCACCGACAACUCUGGCUACAAGCCGGCUACGCCUGGGUACCGGCAUUAGCCGUAAAUGAACUCGUCCUCGGGUGGUAUGAAAUAUUCCUGCGCCGAGGUACCGCAACCGCGGAGCAGCACUUCGCGGUGGCGCCCAAAGCAACCCGUCUCCGUGAGCGCCUGACCCCGAUUCUGCUCUACCUGCGAGAACAACACAGUGCUUGGAAGCGAACCCGAAUACGCGGCACUGGACGCUUGCACGGCAUCGAUCGACCACUGGGUACCGAGUUGCAUUUGACGGAGCUCGAUACCGCCAUUCCGGAUAUGCCGCUGUGUAUGCGACUGCUGCUGGAGCGCUUACGACAAUGCGGACAUCUGCGGCACGGAGGGCGCCUCCAGCUCGGUCUCUUUCUCAAAGAGGCUGGAUUCACGCUAUCCGACUCGCUCCAGUUCUGGCGAGACGCUCUUCGCGUCAACAGUAAUGGACGACCUAUCGCGAAUCAUGAAUUUGAACGCGAGUACGCGUACGGCAUUCGCUAUAAUUACGGCCUCGAGGGCAAACGGAAAAAUUGUCCAGCCUUUAGUUGUGCGCGCAUACUAGACAUGCGCCCGGGGGCAGGUGAGCACCACGGAUGUCCUUUUCAAGAGCUCGCCCAGCCAGCGCUUGAACAAGCCGUGCGAACGCACUUACGGAUCACAGAUCCCAUGGACAUUGAGGAAAUAACUCGGUAUGCUGCAGCUGGACAGCCACAGCGUGCGUGCGCGGGCUGCUUACGAUCCGGGCUGCAGCAUCGCGGUAACCGGUUUGAGGAGGAGGAGGAGCAGCAGCAGCAGCAGCAGCAUGAGGCCGGCACUGCUGCUCCAUCGGAGACACUGACACGGGUUUACGGCGAUUCGCAGCGACUAUCGAUAGCCUCUCUGCGACUUGUCGAGCAUCCGAAUGAAUACUUUGCGCAAAUGCGUCUGGCUAGACACAUGGAGCCGGGGACACCACAGAGCACUGCUCUCGACGGCGUUGCUCAUUAG